AUGUCGUGUUGUAUCUGCGGACGUGGGCAUCAUGCCCAGCGCUUACCAUUCCUUUGUCCCGUUGAUGCCCGGAACCGACUCUACGAAGGGCGCAUAGCUCAAGCGCACACUCUUAUUGAGAACGACAGGCUCCAACAGCAGAUCAACACCCUCAUAGAGCAGCCUCCUCCUACAGCAUCAAAAGCAUCACGCUCAACCCCCGCGGCUCGCAAGGCUGUCAUCGAUGACUGGGCUUCAAAGCACCAGGAAGCGAUUGAGCGGACGGCGGAGAUCAUCGCUCAGGCAGACCGGCUGAAAGCAGAGGUCGAGGCCGCGCGUGAAGAGAUUAGGCAGCGGAAGAAGACGCUGGCGAGGAGGAAAAUAAACCUUGCUGAGGCCACUGAUGGCAUCGAAGAGAGAAGGAAAAAACAGCUUGACAAGGUCAAAGACAAUAUCGCGGCGACCAUGGCCGACUGGGAUCUGGUCCACGAGAGCACCGCUUCGAAUCGCGCAUUUCUCUGUAUGGAAGCUGCACGUCUUUAUGGACUACGGCGGUUGAAGAAAGGCAGCUCUGUCAAGUAUGAACUGGGUGGCGCUGAGGUUGUCGAUUUGCAUGCUCUCACUGGUGUCUCUCCUCAAGCUAUAACUAUCAGCUUUUCCCACAUUGUACACAUACUCAACCGCGCCUGUCAAUACCUGGCCAUCCGCCUCCCGGCCGAAAUAAUCCUUCCACAUGCUGACUAUCCUCGGCCAGCAAUAUUAUCAAUCACCUCGUCUUACUCUUAUAAUCACGAUGACAUACCUUACCCUGGUACAACGGAUCAGCAGUCCGAGAUCAAUCCACUGCCCCAAGACGAGCCUUUUCAUCAGCGUCUUCCUCGCGCUCGGCCCCUCUUCAUAGACAAGCCUCUGCCUGUUCUCGCCAAGGAGGAUCCUGCCAUGUACUCGCGCUUCAUUGAGGGGGUUGCUCUCCUUGCGCAUGACGUCGCAUGGGCUUGCUGUUCGCAGGGCGUGCCCGUGGGACCUGAGGACGUGCUACACGUUGGACGCAACCUGUAUAAUCUACUGAUAGGCAAUCAGCUGCUACGCGGAGUGAGCAGUAACGAUGGUGGUAAUAGUACACCUCAAAUGGGGCGGUACUCGCACGGCGCUGUCCAUUCUUAUCUCGGCACCGCUGAAGGUAGCGAUUUUAUUCGCACCUUCAGACUUCCUAACCCCAUCAAGUUGGCAGACAGGCUCAAAAGCAAGUUGAGCAGCGAUGCGCCAAAUCCGGACUGGGAGCUGCUGGAGGAUGACGCUUGGACUUGA
Molecule: messenger RNA, 1287 nt
Organism: Pyricularia pennisetigena
Lineage: Eukaryota; Fungi; Ascomycota; Sordariomycetes; Magnaporthales; Pyriculariaceae
Exons: 2
Coding region: 1-1287 (428 amino acids)
Biological process (GO): SNARE complex assembly
Cellular component (GO): endosome; lytic vacuole
Molecular function (GO): SNARE binding
Source: RefSeq, a predicted model, not a curated record